Molecule: messenger RNA, 1841 nt
Organism: Macadamia integrifolia
Lineage: Eukaryota; Viridiplantae; Streptophyta; Magnoliopsida; Proteales; Proteaceae
Product: probable LRR receptor-like serine/threonine-protein kinase At3g47570
Exons: 2
Coding region: 594-1715 (373 amino acids)
Biological process (GO): protein phosphorylation
Molecular function (GO): ATP binding; protein kinase activity
Source: RefSeq, a predicted model, not a curated record
ACUUGGAAGGAAACAUACCUGCCAGUCUUGGAAAUUGUCAAAGUUUGCUAGAAUUGGACUUCUCUUAUAAUAAACUAAAUGGUACUAUUCCAAAAGAAGUUAUAGGUAUUCCUUCCCUUUCUAUUUCAUUUGUUGUGGGACGUAAUUCUUUGACUGGUUCAUUACCAUUAGAAGUGGGUAACUUGAAAGAUCUUGGGGAGUUGGUAAUCGCUAAGAACAAUUUUUCAGGUGAAAUACCAAACACACUUGGUAGUUGUGUUAGCUUGGAACUCCUAUAUAUGGCCGGUAACUCCUUUCAAGGAUCAUUACCUCUUUCCUUUGAGAAUUUAAGGGCACUAAAAGUUGUGGAUCUUUCAUGCAAUAAGCUAUCCGGGGUGAUUCCACAGUAUCUUGGGAAAUUUUCAUCCUUGGAGAGACUCAAUCUCUCUUUCAAUGAUUUUGAGGGUGAAGUACCAAAACAAGGGAUCUUUGCAAAUGUAAGUGCCAUUUCAGUCAUUGGAAACUAGGGUCUUUGUGGUGGUAUACCAGAACUGCAAUUACCUACAUGCUCCAAAGAAACACCUCAUAAAGAAGGGAAGGUUUCUGCAUUAAGUAUGAAAAUCAUAAUUUCUGUUGUGAUUUUGACGAUUGUUGUUGUCAUUUCAUGUUUCGUCGGCAUAUUCUUUUGGAUGAGACGCCCAAGGAAGAGAGCUUUUGCUGAACCUUCUCAUAACGAUUGGCAAUUUCGUCUCUCUUACUUAGAGCUAUUUAGAUCAACUAAUGGAUUUUCAUUGGAUAAUUUGGUUGGUAUUGGUAGCUUUGGUUCUGUGUAUAAAGCUGUUUUACGAGAAAGUGAAGAAGUAGUUGCUGUGAAAGUAUUCAACCUUCAGCAACGAGGAGCUUCUAAAAGUUUUACAGCUGAAUGCGAGACCUUGAAAAACAUUCGGCAUCGUAAUCUUGUCAAGAUAUUGACAGCAUGCUCAAGUAUUGAUUUUGAAAGGAAUGAAUUCAAUGCUCUAGUUUAUGAGUUCAUGCCCAAUGGGAGCCUAGACGAGUGGUUGCAUCCAAGAACUGAGCAGAUAAAGGGUCUAGACCUUAUUCAAAGGUUAAACAUAGCCAUCGAAGUAGCUGCUGCCUUGGAAUAUCUUCAUUUUGAUUGUGAAACACCUAUUGUUCAUUGUGAUUUAAAGCCAAGCAAUGUGCUUCUUGACAAAGAUAUGACUGCCCAUGUUGGUGAUUUUGGACUAGCACGAUUUCUUUCUGAAAGAUCCAACAAUCAAAGCACAUCAAUUGGGAUAAAAGGAUCAAUUGGGUACGUUCCUCCAGAGUACGGUAUGGGUGUCCAAGUGUCCAUACUUGGUGAUGCAUUCAGCUAUGGGGUCAUAUUACUGGAGAUGUUCACAGGAAAAAGUCCCAUUGAUGACAUGUUUAAAGAUGGUCGAAGUCUCCAUGAAUAUGCAGCAGCAGCAUGGCCUGAACGACUGAUGGAGAUUGCAGAUCCUUUAUUGUUCCUGGAAGAAGAAGAGACCAGAAAUUAUAGGGAAGAAUCACCAAUUGUCCAUGAAGGGAGUAGAAGUGGCAUUAAUGCUGGACAAAAAAUAAGAGAAAGCUUGGUUCCUAUAAUUCAAAUCGGCCUCUCAUGUUCUAACCCAUCACCGAGAGCUCGGAUGACUAUGAAGGAUGUUGGAAACAAAUUGCAUGUUGUUAGAGAUUCAAUUCUUCGAAAAUCAAAAUAGGAGCAAAUUUGGACAUUAUCACAAUUGAGAUUCAAAAUAAAAUCCAUCAUAAUGUUGUAGUGUGCCCAGUUUAAAGCAGGAAUAUGCAUCUUGCUCUUAUUGCUCCCCACCCUUCCUUUCCCCCCC